GUGGACAUGCACAUCAGAGCCCUCCACGGGAAUUUUGCGGAUGCCGAAAAUGCGGAGAUCCAAGAGACUCGUGAGGAUCUCAAGAGAACCGUGGCUGGGUACCGCCUGGGCAGUGAAGAUGCAGUCGAUCGAUCCACGAACGUUCAGGAGCCAUCCCUGAAGCAGCUGUACCUGCGAUUACUGGAAUUGGAGCGGGAGAACGAGAAGCUGAAGGCAAACGUCUGCGACCUUCAGGCCCAGUUGGCGCAGAAGGAAAGUGCCGCCGUGGAGUGGAUGGACGAUGGCUACGUUGCACGCGCCGUUGGCAUGGGGAGCGCCCAAGAAUCUCAAGUCACAGCUGGGCCGAGGGUGAGUGCACGAAGAGAAGUGGUGGAGGCAGAUGAAGGGAAUCGGGAAUUCGAGGAGACCAUCCAGUUGUUCGAUCGAAUUUUCUGCCAGGUGGUUGAUCAAGCCCACCAGGUCUACGGAAAAUUGUUGAUCGCAAAAGAGGUGGCAGAGAGCCGGCGGUGCCAAAUUUAG
Messenger RNA from Ostreobium quekettii, 519 nucleotides. The record is from the annotation of a GenBank genome assembly. Lineage: Eukaryota; Viridiplantae; Chlorophyta; Ulvophyceae; Bryopsidales; Ostreobiaceae.